Messenger RNA from Baudoinia panamericana UAMH 10762, 699 nucleotides. RefSeq lists its product as uncharacterized. Gene Ontology annotation, biological process: adenine salvage; AMP salvage. The record is from RefSeq and is a predicted model, not a curated record. Gene Ontology annotation, molecular function: AMP binding; adenine phosphoribosyltransferase activity; adenine binding. The annotation marks the transcript as partial. NCBI's taxonomy places the organism in Eukaryota, Fungi, Ascomycota, Dothideomycetes, Mycosphaerellales, Teratosphaeriaceae. The transcript is spliced from 2 exons. Gene Ontology annotation, cellular component: cytoplasm.
ACGAAACCGCAUCCGAAGCUUCACGCGCCUGACGGCAAGACAGGUGGCGUUUACGAAGAUGCCUCCCAAGGAAGAGAGCCCACCGCCGCUUCCGCCGGUUCCUCCGAAUUCGCCGGUACUGAAGUAGGUCCGAAAUUGGCGAGCUUGAAGUCGAAGCUACGGAACGGUCUAAGGCAGUUCCCCGACUUUCCGUCGCCUGGUAUACUAUUCGAAGACAUCAUGCCAUUGUUUGCUUCUCAUGCGUUGCAUUCGAGCUUGAUAGAAGCGCUGGAACUUCAAAUUGCCCACGCUUUCGGCGCGCAGACUGGAGAGCGCAAUGGUGUCGACGUAAUUGUGGGCCUGGAGAGCAGAGGGUUCCUUUUCGGCCCUACACUGGCCUUGAAGUUAGGAGCUGGAUUUGUGCCGGUGAGGAAACAGGGCAAGCUGCCCGGAGAGUGCGCGACGGCGACCUACAAGAAGGAGUAUGGAGAAGAUGUGUUUCAGAUGCAAAAGGAUGCAAUCAAGCCUGGUGCGAAGGUGGUGAUCGUGGACGACAUCAUCGCAACUGGUGGCAGCGCUGCAGCGGCCGGCUCACUCGUUCACCAACUGGGCGGCAACCUUCUCGGCUACGUUUUCAUGAUGGAGCUCGACUUCCUCAAAGGCCGCGAUAAGCUCGACGCACCCGUACACACUCUGCUUAGUGGACAGGAAGAGGCCUUG